UUAGUUGUGCUGUUCCUUUUUACCAUGCGAGACGACAUCGAGUUCAACAUAAAGUUCUGUGAGGAAGUUGAACAAUAUCCAUGUUUGUACGACAACAGUCGUUCAGAUUACUGCAACAGAAGUGCGCAGGAUCAGGCCUGGCAGAAAAUUGCUCAAUCUUUGGAUAACCAAAAGGUAUCUAUAAACUAUUUACUAAACAGACACGGCAGUCGUGGCAACAGAACGAUGGAAUCGCUGUCAAUCACAUUCUCGUACUGUGGCUUUGUGAAUGACCCAGAGGAUCUAAAUAUGGGUAUUCCCACUAAAAUUUUGCCAUUAGUGUUUUUUUAUUUAUAUUUCAAACAAAAUAUCAGUCAUUGCAAUGCAGUAAGUAGUUCUUUAUUUUCAGUGGCUGACUGCAAGGAGAGAUGGAAGAACGUGAGAGGGCGUUAUGCUAAAUAUAAGAAGCAAACAAAACUACCGUCUGGAUCUGCCACUAAAAAAAUUAAACAGUACUAUUUGGCUGAGCACCUCAAUUUUUUGGAUAACUUCCUUAAAUCACGGCAGAGUAAAAGUAAUAUUACUGAAGUCGAGACAGCACAAGAAGAAGAAGAACAAAACAGUGAAGACGAACAGCUGGAUGACGGUACUGUUGAAGAACGUGAUGCCACUCAAGAUUCUGCCCAAGAUGCCAACCUUCCCACUACUGGUGAUACUUCAAAAGGAAGUAGACCUGCUCCUAUUCCGCCUACUCUAACCACGGAACAAAAAAAGGAUAGUGGGCACAGAAGGAGGAAAACGCCAUUUACAAGUUUAUCUCACGUAAACAGUUCUGCAUUCAAGUAUUUUGAGACGAAACAACGGUUACUAAACCAAACAUCGCAGAGAACCUCUACCGAACCUGACCCCGACUUGGUUUUUUUGCAUAGUAUUUUGCCAGACAUGAAAGCUAUGGAUGCUAGGCAAAAAAGACAAUUCAAAAUUGGAGUAAUGAAAUUAGCAGAUGAAACACUUAAUAACGUGGAGAUUUCUUCAGUUUAUUUUGCAUCAAGUAGAUCCUCAGCAAGUACAUUUAACUACACAUCACCGUCAGUGGAUCGCUUUGCUCCUAACAAUGAAGCUGCAAUGGACUUCGGCCAAACGGUAGAAGAGGAGGGAGAUUUUAAUAUUAAGAACUACUUGUAUAUGAUGCCUAAAUAGUUUGCUUCUA
Homalodisca vitripennis (glassy-winged sharpshooter) is the source of this 1189-nucleotide messenger RNA. RefSeq lists its product as uncharacterized. Gene Ontology annotation, molecular function: DNA binding. The transcript is spliced from 3 exons. Gene Ontology annotation, cellular component: nucleus; transcription regulator complex. The coding region runs from base 25 to 1179 and encodes 384 amino acids. The record is from RefSeq and is a predicted model, not a curated record. Gene Ontology annotation, biological process: regulation of transcription by RNA polymerase II. NCBI's taxonomy places the organism in Eukaryota, Metazoa, Arthropoda, Insecta, Hemiptera, Cicadellidae.